AAUGUGCUGUCAAUAAAUGCCAAAUUUUUUGUCGAGAAUCAUUCAAAUAACAUCGGGAAAUCUGCAGGCAAAACACACAUUACUCACCACAAUGUCUAAAAGGAAUAGCUUUCACCGGGCUCCAAAAUUUAAACCUGAAAUGAAAGUAGUGAAGAAUUCCCCUAAGACGGUUACCGUGACCAAUAGAAAGGAGAAAGUGGAAGUUCUUCCUGAACCAAUCAAAUCUGUAUCUGAUAAAAAACUUUACAAGACCAUAAGACUAGAGAAUGGUCUGACAGCACUCCUGAUAUCAGACCCUAGUAGACAGUUCAUCACUGAUGGCAGUAGUUCAAGUGAAGAGGAGAGUAGUGGCACAGGGGAGAGUUCUGAACAGGAGAGCGAUGGUGCCAAGUCAGGCCAGUCUGCGGCCAGUGAUCAACAUGGAACUAAGAGACGUGCUGAAUUUGAUGAGGAAAAACUGGCAGCGUGCUCCCUCAGCGUCGGAGUGGGCAGCUACAGCGAUCCCCCUGACAUACAGGGACUCGCACAUUUCGUGGAGCACAUGGUGUUUAUGGGCAGCGAGAAAUAUCCCAAGGAAAAUGAGUUUGAUUCCUUUAUCAAGAAAAAGGGGGGUUCCGACAACGCGUCGACAGACUGUGAAUUGACGACGUUCUACUUCGAAAUCCAAGAGAAGCAUCUGCCGCACGCGAUGGAUAUGUUCAGUCAGUUCUUUGUGAGCCCGCUUAUGAAGAAGGAAGCCAUGCAGCGCGAGCGGGAGGCCAUCGAGUCAGAAUUUGCAAUAGCACGGCCCUCCGACUCCAAUCGCAAGGACCAGUUGCUGUCGAGCCUGUUCCCCGCGGGGCACCCGGCGCGCACCUUCACGUGGGGCAACCUGCGCAGCCUGAAGGACGACAUACAGGACGACGAGAAGCUAAGCCGCGCCGCGCACGAGUUCAGGAGGCGCCACUACAGCGCGCACAGGAUGACCGUUGCCGUACAGGCUCGUAUGGAUCUGGCAUCCCUAGAACAAUACGUCAUAAACACGUUCGGGCAAAUUCCCACAAAUAAAUUGCCUGCAGAUGACUUCAGGGAAUUUGCCUUCAAACCGGAGACUGUCACACCGGAGUUCAAAAGUAUUUACUACGUCAAACCUAUUAGCGAUACUACAGAGAUACACUUAACUUGGUGUAUGCGGUCGCUACUGUCCGAGUAUGAAUCGAAACCGCAUCAGUACAUUUCAUAUUUAUUGGGACACGAGGGCAAAGGCAGUCUACUGUCGUACCUUAGAAAGAAGGUUUGGGCGUUAGGUAUCUACACAGGCAACUCUGAGAGCGGCAUCGACUACACAUCUAUGUAUAGCUUAUUCUCUACGCAAGUUGUGCUUACUAAAGAGGGUCUCGACCACGUUGACGAGGUUCUGGAAGCAAUAUUUUCUUAUAUAAAUAUGUUGAAGAAAAUUGGACCAAAAGAACAUUUAUAUGAUGAAAUAAAGACAAUAGAAGAGACAAGUUUUCGCUUUGAAGAGGAGUCUCAGCCAGCGGAUUAUGUUGAAACUUUGUCGGAAAACAUGCAUUUCUUCCCGCCCGAGCAUUACAUCACAGGCGAUAAACUGUAUUACAAAUAUGACCCCAAGGGUAUUACAGAGUUGCUCGAGUGCAUGCGAGCGGACGCCGUCAACAUAAUGAUCUUGUCGCACAAGCACACGGUGCCCAUACAGUACGACGCUAAGGAGAAGUGGUUCGGCAUCGACUAUAAGAGGAUAGAUGUCCCACCAGAGUGGCUCGAGAGGUGGUUAUCAGUGAAACCUUACGUACAAUUCGACUUACCUGAGAAGAACAUCUACCUCACUACCAACUUCGACCUCGUACCGCCCGCGCAGCCUUACCUGGACGAGGCAGACAGACUGGACAUCGACCUCAUGAAUAGUUCCAUCAAAGAUAUACACAAAAAAGUGUCUGCGAGCGAAAGAACUAGCGUAGUAUUACAGCAAGGAGAUUUGAUUGCCACUGUAAAUCAUUUUAGGUUAGAUCAACCCAAUUUAUUGCGCAAGAACCGCCACAUGGAACUGUGGUACAAGCCUGACUUCAAGUUCAGAUUCCCCACAGCGUUGCUGUAUUUGUAUUUCAUCACGCCAUUGAGUUUGAAGUCGCCGAGAGAGGCGUGUCUUAUUGACCUCUGGACAGAUGUAUUGCAGCAAGGACUGAAGGAAGAAGUGUAUCCAGCGAAUAUGGCUGACUUGACGCAUUCCUUGUACGUCUCUGACAAAGGGUUGACGUUAAAAGUGGUUGGCUAUAGUCAAAAUUUACACUUACUGGUGGAACUGGUGACGCGCGAGAUGCGCAAGUCGACGGCGUCGCUCACGCCGGAGAUGUUCGAGGCGGUGCGCGAGGUGCGCGCGCGCACGUACCACAACGUGCUCAUCAAACCGCAGAAGUUGGCCAAGGACGUUCGGAUGCAAAUAUUACUAAAACCUUAUAUUUCGCCACGAGACAAGGCAUUGAUUGUGCAGAAUAUUACUUUGUCGGACCUCAAGGAUUUCACUGAGCGGCUCUUGGAUAGGUUAUACGUACAGAUAUUGGUUCAAGGCAACUUGGCGUGGCACGAAGCGAUCAAAAUAUCCGAAAAUGUUUUGGACAACAUCAAAUGGGAGGGAAUAGCAGAGAGUGAAAUGCCAGAGUUCAAAGUGUACCGGUUGCCUCUGGGCGAGCGUAAGAUAAGAGUGAGCAGCCUGAACCCGUCCUCCACCAACAGCAUCGUCACCAACUACUACCAGGGCGACAGCACCACCGCACAAGACACGGCUACCCUCGAAGUUAUGAUGAUGUUGAUGGAAGAGCCAGUGUUCAACGCUCUGCGCACCAAGGAGCAGCUGGGCUACAGCGUGUUCAGCAUGAUGCGCUACACCUUCGGCGUGCUGGGCUUCUCCAUCACCGUCAACACGCAGGUGGACAAGUUCAGUGUUGCACACGUGGACAGCCGCGUGGAGGCGUUCUUGAAGAAGUUCGCGCGCAGCACCAAGCGCGGCGGGGAGAAGGCGCUGGCCGUCGCGCGCCGCUCGCUCGUGCAGCUGAAGCACACCACCGACUACGAGCUCAAGGAGGAGGUUGAAAGAAACUGGCGGGAGAUCGUCAGCCGAGAGUACCAGUUCCAGAGAUUAUUUACAGAGGCGGAUGCAAUAGAAAAGAUAAGACUGGCGGACAUUAUGAACUGGAUCGACAACCACUUCCCAUCGGGGAAUAAAUCUGAGUUCAGGAAACUUUCUGUUCAGAUCGUGGGCAACAAACCUACAGACGACAACGCGAUAACCACAGAUGAUCAACCAAAGAAUUACAAAUUGAAUUACUUGGACGCGAGCGAACCGAUAGGCGAUUCGCGCGAGAACAGCGCGGACUUCAUCAAAGACAUCGACGCGUUCACGAGAGAACUGCCGACCAUUGACGUUCCUAGAGUCGAACUGGCUCAAUGUUGACAGGGUUGUAGAGAUAGACUAAAUUAUAUAUUUACACACUGUUAAUAUACUAAUUACAUACAUAGCGUAAAUUAGUUUUGAUCUAAAUUGUGUUUUUUUGUAGUUUUGGGUGUGUGCUUUCUCUACGCCCAUCCGAUAUGUUACAUGUCUAAGCAGUCCUGCGUAGCUUCCGUUCCCGUCGGAAUUUUUGGGAUUUUUCUGUCUAUACGAACAUCGUAUAGUAUGCACCAUUAAGUUUCCUUCCCCAUAAACCGAAAUCCCUCAUAAUAUACCCAAUGUAUAUUAUCCAUUAGUGUUGUUAUAAAAAAAAACAAAGAACAAUUCAAGGAGUUACGAUUGUAACACACUUAAAAACCUAUUCGCCCCGAUGCCGCUAUCUGCUCGUCGGUGCCUUUAAGGUCAUUUACUUUAGCCUAAACCAGGUCGAAGUUCAAUGACUUUAUGCUUACGAAACAGAAUAAAACAGGAUGUUUAAAUUUUUAUAAAUUAAUUCACACCAUAGCUUGAAGUCAUUUUUAAUAUUGUUAAGGGGUUUCUUGUGUUGAACUAAUAACUGUCAGGGCGGCUUACAGACGGUGAAACUAGCACGGUGUAUAUCCGUGUCAUCCGGUCCAGCGUAGUGAGAGCUCAGCCUUACAUAUGUGGCGAGAUAUAUAGAGUAAUUGUUACUGACAAACUAUUAUUGACAUUGCGGUCGUUGAAAUAGAGUUCAAACUUAAUUAACCCAACAAAAAGAAAUUUAUAGGAUAUGUGUUCAUUAAUUUUCAACUUUAUUUUAACACUAGCAAUGUUUGACAGUAUUUAAUGACAUAUGAAAAUGUGCUAUAUAUGACACAUUUGACAAUUAAUAUACUAUCAACAUAUAGCAUUUGUCAAAUGCGUCAUAUGACCCUCGCCAUAUAUGCACCGCAUCAUAAGUCUAGCAAAUAACUUGACAAUAACUUUGCAGUUGCAGUGAAAAUAAUAACCAGUAUUUAAAAGUGCUAUCUGAAAAUAGAAACAUAUUAGUAAAAAGUAAAAAAAGGUAAAAGUUGGUAUUGUAACGUUUUCAAUUAGCAAAAAUCUGUCAUUUUGAACCAACAUGACAGAUUUCAUGUUGAACCAAAAUGACAGAUUUCAUUUUGAACCAAAAUGACAGAUUUCAUUUUGAACCAAAGUGACUAUACCAAUAUUUUGACUGUUUAUGAUGAUACUUAAUAAUGUAAUUUGCAAAAUAUAGAAUUAUUUAAUUACCUAUAAUUAUUUAAUUGUUCAAUUUUUAUUUUAUUAUAACAUUUUUUUUUCUCUACCAUGUGUUAAUAGUGAAAUAAUGAAGUUGUUAUUAAAAAUAUCGAAGUAUUUAGUUCAAUAAGUUGAUUUAAAAUGUUUUAGAUAUUAUAUUUUCAGAAGACGAUUUAUCUUUUGGAUGUAGUAGUAAAGUGGUAGCAUGAACGAGUGUUAACUAAAGGAGCGCAGCAGAAUCGUUUUAAAUUCAUUUUAAAUAAAUUAUAUACAGGGGAAGGCUUGUGGCAUCGAAACCCGUUUACCAAAACUACCUUGCAACUACGUCCAAAAAAGUUUCGUCUUCCAAAAUUUGUUUUCUUUCACUCUUUCAAUGUGGUCAGUAUUGUGCAUUGCCUUUUACACUUAUAAUAAACAUACUCAAAAAUAUUGUAUAAAUUACAAAAUAUAUUGCCUUACAUUACAGGAGAAAAUAUACAAACAAUUAUGUUGUUGAUAUUACAAUGUUAGAUUUUCUUUUAUGGUUAACAUACUUAAUCAUUUAUAUAUUUUUUUGUGUAUACAAUAUCUUAUUAUUAACAAUUUAUAAUUAUUUUUAUUUUUAACAAAUUCACUUGAGCUUGUAUAUGUAUAGUAUUUAUAAAAUGAAAAAUAUGACUUAGUACUGAAAGUUUUUUUUUUUUUUUUUAAUUUUGAAUAAGCAAGCGCUUAGCUGCAAUCAUGCCUGAUGGUAAGCGAUGAUGGAGCCUAUGGUGGAACGCGCUUGCCUAGAAUAUGCCUAUUCACUCUUGACUUGAAAAUACCCAUAUUGUAGGUGGUGGGGAAAACUGAAGCUGGGAGAGCAUUCCACAUUUACGUAACGUAUACGUAACUGGAAAUUAAGUUCAUUCAUUCGUAUAUUUUGAUAUUUUGACAAAAAAAAGUGCAAAUUAAGAUCAUUCAUAGACACUACAUAAUCACAAGAUUGUGUAUUGUCUAUGAAUGAACUUAAUUUCCACCUACUUUCAGUAUGACGUCAUGUUUUUUUGCUUUAUAAAUAUUAAACAGGCUCAAGUAAAUUGUAAUGUAAUGUAUUCCAGGAAGUUCGUUUGGCUUUGAUGAGAUGAUAGACAAAGCAUGUUUGUGUGUAUAAACUGAAGGAGUGUUAUAAAUUAUUUUUUUUGUUGCCUGACCCGGGAUUGAUUCGAACCCUGGACCUCAUUGUACGUAGUUUAAUGGACCACGGGACCAAUGAGGCAGUUAUAAAUUACCUACUCGUAUAUAAACACACAGACAUGCAAACACACACACAAAUAUACGUGUACCAACAGUGUCAUACACUUGUCAAACACCAACUAACCUUACCGCUAUAAAGCAAAACUGACUUCUCGGAAUCGACUAUACUAGUGGUGCUAACAUGCGACCAAGUGAAAAUAAAUAGACAAAAUAUCGUCCAAUGGCGGCGGAGUUGUGCCAGCUCUAUCUCUUUCGUCCCAACGCAAAAAAAAAAGAGAUAGCGUUAUUUCCGGUUGCAUCGACAUUGUUUUGUCUAUUUCUGUUUACGAGGCUAUCUCGUUGGUCGCAUAUUAGCGCUACUGUUAAUAUCAAUAAUUUUAAUAAUUCUGACUCAAAGUGACUUAACUAAGUUAAAACGCUUUUGGUUGAACAAAAAUAGACAUAUGUUUUUUAA
Molecule: messenger RNA, 6338 nt
Organism: Bicyclus anynana (squinting bush brown)
Lineage: Eukaryota; Metazoa; Arthropoda; Insecta; Lepidoptera; Nymphalidae
Product: nardilysin
Exons: 24
Coding region: 17-3448 (1143 amino acids)
Biological process (GO): proteolysis
Molecular function (GO): metalloendopeptidase activity; metal ion binding
Source: RefSeq, a predicted model, not a curated record